Cervus elaphus (red deer) is the source of this 1401-nucleotide messenger RNA. RefSeq names its product protein arginine methyltransferase 1 (gene PRMT1). Gene Ontology annotation, cellular component: nucleus. NCBI's taxonomy places the organism in Eukaryota, Metazoa, Chordata, Mammalia, Artiodactyla, Cervidae. Gene Ontology annotation, molecular function: protein-arginine N-methyltransferase activity. Bases 124 to 1185 code for a protein of 353 amino acids. The transcript has 10 exons. The record is from RefSeq and is a predicted model, not a curated record.
AUGAGAUCUCCUGGCGGGGUCGCGGUGGGCGGGCCGUGGACCCUCCAGUAUAAGGCGGUCCCGGGGGAGUGCAGAGAAAGGGGGGGGUCUCGGCGGCCGGAGGAGGAGUAGACGCGGGUGAAGAUGGCGGCAGCCGAGGCCGCGAACUGCAUCAUGGAGGUCUCCUGUGGCCAGGCAGAAAGCAGCGAGAAGCCCAACGCUGAGGACAUGACGUCCAAAGAUUACUACUUUGACUCCUAUGCUCACUUCGGCAUCCACGAGGAAAUGCUGAAAGAUGAGGUCCGCACCCUCACAUACCGCAACUCCAUGUUUCACAACCGGCACCUUUUCAAAGACAAGGUGGUGCUGGACGUGGGCUCGGGCACAGGGAUCCUCUGCAUGUUUGCUGCCAAGGCUGGGGCCCGCAAGGUCAUUGGGAUCGAGUGUUCCAGUAUCUCUGAUUAUGCGGUGAAGAUCGUCAAAGCCAACAAGUUAGACCAUGUGGUGACCAUCAUCAAGGGGAAGGUGGAGGAGGUGGAACUCCCGGUGGAGAAGGUGGACAUCAUCAUCAGCGAGUGGAUGGGCUACUGCCUCUUCUAUGAGUCGAUGCUCAACACCGUGCUCUACGCCCGAGACAAGUGGCUGGCACCCGAUGGCCUCAUCUUCCCAGACCGAGCCACGCUGUACGUGACCGCCAUCGAGGACCGGCAGUACAAGGACUACAAGAUUCACUGGUGGGAGAACGUGUAUGGCUUCGACAUGUCUUGCAUCAAAGACGUGGCCAUCAAGGAGCCCCUGGUGGAUGUGGUGGACCCCAAGCAGCUGGUCACCAAUGCCUGCCUCAUCAAGGAGGUGGACAUCUACACGGUCAAGGUGGAAGACCUGACCUUCACCUCCCCCUUCUGCCUGCAAGUGAAGCGGAACGACUACGUGCACGCCCUGGUGGCCUACUUCAACAUCGAGUUCACCCGCUGCCACAAGAGGACCGGCUUCUCCACCAGCCCCGAGUCCCCCUACACUCACUGGAAGCAGACAGUGUUCUACAUGGAGGACUACCUGACGGUGAAGACUGGCGAGGAGAUCUUUGGCACCAUUGGCAUGCGGCCCAACGCCAAGAACAACCGUGACCUGGACUUCACCAUCGACCUGGACUUCAAGGGCCAGCUGUGUGAGCUCUCCUGCUCCACUGACUACCGGAUGCGCUGAGGCGGCGCCCGGCUUCUCCCACCCCAGCCAGGCUGGCCCUGCAAGGGCCCAGGGGCUGCGGUGUUCUUAGGCGGUUUUGGGGCUCCCCCUUCCUCUCCCUCCCUCCCACAGAAGGGGGUUUUAGGGGCUGGGGGUGGGGGGGCACAUCGUGACUGUGUUUUUCAUAACUUAUGUUUUUAUAUGGUUGCAUUUACGCCAAUAAAUCCUCAGCUGGGA